GUUUUAAUCUCGCUCCUCAGUACUAACAUGGACUAAUCUGUGGAAGCAGUUUAUUCCAGUGGCACCCAGGGUGCAGCCACACAAGGGGCUGUGUUACAGGGUGUUUUUUCUUAUAAAUGAGGCACCUUUUCCUCGUUGCUUCUUAAACACUGUCUGAGAACAUUUACCUUAUAGAUAAAUAGUACAGGGUGGAUAAAUUCUACUUGCAAGAGAACUACUCCCUUCUGACAAGUCCUAGACCAGCCUUCUACACAGACAGCAUGAAAGAGUUCGUGCUCUUGCUGCUCUUGGCUGCGUGCUCCGCCAAACCCUUCCUCAGCCCUUCCCACGUGACGCUGAAGAAUUUAAUGCUGAAGGAUAUGGAAGACACAGAUGACGACGACGACGACGAUGACGAGGACGACAACUCUCUUUUUCCAACAAAAGAGCCAAUAAGCCCAUUUUUCCCAUUUGAUCUGUUCCCGACAUGUCCGUUUGGAUGCCAGUGUUACUCACGGGUUGUGCACUGCUCUGAUCUAGGUUUGACCUCAGUCCCAAGCAACAUUCCACCUGAUACGCGAAUGAUUGACCUUCAAAAUAACAAAAUUAAGGAAAUCAAAGAAAACGACUUUAAAGGACUCACUUCACUUUAUGCUCUGAUUCUGAACAACAACAAGUUAACAAAAAUUCAUCCCAAAACCUUUCAAACUACAAAGAAACUUCGAAGGCUCUAUUUAUCCCACAAUCAACUAACUGAAAUCCCACUCAAUCUUCCCAAAGCAUUAGCAGAACUUAGAAUCCACGAUAACAAAGUUAAGAAAAUACAGAAGGAUACGUUCAAAGGAAUGAAUGCUUUGCACGUAUUGGAAAUGAGUGCAAAUCCUCUUGAAAAUAGUGGAAUAGAGCAAGGGGCAUUUGAGGGGGUGACAGUGUUCCACAUGAGAAUUGCUGAAGCCAAACUAACCUCCAUUCCUAAAGACCUACCAUCAACCUUACUGGAACUCCAUUUAGAUUUUAAUAAAAUUUCCCUUGUGGAACUUGAGGAUCUUAAGCGAUACAAAGAACUACAAAGGCUGGGCCUAGGAAACAACAGAAUCGCAGACAUUGAAAAUGGAAGUUUUGCUAACAUACCUCGUGUGAGAGAAAUACAUUUGGAAAAUAACAAACUUAAAAAAAUUCCUUCAGGAUUGCAGGAGUUGAAGUACCUCCAGAUAAUCUUUCUUCAUUCUAACUCAAUUGCCAAAGUGGGAAUAAAUGACUUCUGUCCAACAAUACCAAAGAUGAAGAAAUCUCUCUACAGUGCAAUAAGUUUAUUUAACAACCCAGUGAAGUACUGGGAAAUACAACCUGCAACGUUCCGUUGUGUUUUGAGCAGAAUGAGUGUUCAAGUUGGGAACUUCAGAAAGUAACAAUGAUGUCAGCUCAACAUAAAAUUCAAAAAUUCUUUCAUUUGGAAUACUUGAAUGCAUUGGUAAUGGUAGGAACACAUCCCAUACGGUAAAUGACAAAAAAUUUCAGCAGAAUUUUGCCAUCUAUUGAUACAUAAGGAUUAAGAGAAAUAAGUAUCUAUUGUAGUUUUCUUCUGCAUAAAAUGAUUGUGCAAACAUCUCUUGCUUUACCAUUUCUUUCUCAGUAAAAAUUCCGUAUUUAACCCUUUAUCUAGUGCAUCUUAAAAACAACUGUACUGUAAAUGGAAUUACCAACUUAGAACAUGUGUGCUUUUUAAUUGCUAGAAAAAUAAAAUUGACAAGGACAGCUAUAUGAAGAGAAUAUUAUACUAUUCCUAUUCUUUAAUAACUUUAGUACUGUAAUAUUUCUAAUCAUGGUGAAGUUAUGAUUUAAGAUAAUCAUAAUGAAAUUCUCAUGUGUUAUAGCCUGUCUUUCAUGUUUAAAACUAUCUUAAAUAAAACUUAAAGUAUUAAACCAACUCUACAGACACUAUUAAUAAGAGUUGGUUUUGAAGCUAAAGCAGUUUUCUUUAUACAAUUAUUACCUGAUUCUAAAACCUUUGUAAAAAUUUGUAGUGAGUGUUUAUAUAAAAUGUAACUCACAUUUUUAUUAUCAGUUAUCAUAAGCCUUUAAUAGCAUGUCAGUUAUUAGGUUAUAGAACAAUGUCACCUCAACUCCAAGGAGUAUUUUCAGGGUGUCCCCUUGGAAGAUCUAGCUCAGAAGGGUCUACAUGCUAUGAAUUCUGUACUGAUUUGUCUUUUCAAAUAUACACAGACUGGAGAACAAGAAACAUAUCUGAACUGGUACAACCUCAAAUAAAACAGACAAAAGCUGAAAAUUCUGUACAAAAGUCAUAAGUAGUCUCAUUUGUAUUUUUUAUUGGCAUUCUAACUUAGAAAAUAAGGAAAACAUCAUUAAAAAUAUGUUUGAAAUAAAAGAA
Molecule: messenger RNA, 2368 nt
Organism: Cavia porcellus (domestic guinea pig)
Lineage: Eukaryota; Metazoa; Chordata; Mammalia; Rodentia; Caviidae
Gene: Aspn
Product: asporin
Exons: 8
Coding region: 261-1388 (375 amino acids)
Molecular function (GO): protein binding
Source: RefSeq, a predicted model, not a curated record